GUGAGAGGCUUGUCUGGGGUGUGGACUUAAAAGAGGGCAGGGAAAAAGUGGGCGGACGGGUAGUUCCUAGUGUUUGUGCAUUUAGACUCUUAGUCUGAAAUUAGUGUCCUCGAGAGCAGGAGGAAUUAGACUUGAAGAGACACACAGCCAUCAAACACACAGUCAUCAUGCUGAUUCUCCUCGGUGCAAUCUUUGCCGUUCACAUCAUUGGCAUCAUCCUCCUCCUGGUGGCCACCAUUGACAAUGCCUGGUGGGUGACUGACGACAUGGCCACUGAUGUGUGGGCUCGGUGGAUAAAGAUGAACGGAGUGUGGAACUACACCGAUCUUCCCACAGGCUCACACUACCCACAGGAUUACCUCCAGGCAGUGCAGGCCAGCUCAGUCCUAGCUUGUAUAUUCUCCAUCCUGGGCAUCUUUGUGUUCGUGGCUCAGCUCUUCACCCUCAGCAAAGGACAGAGGUUCACCAUCUCUGGCAUCUUCCAGCUCCUUGCUUGCCUGUGCAUCAUGAUCGCAGCCUCCAUCUACACAGACCGCUUCCACCUGGAUGAGAGCACUGGUCAGUACGGUCACUGCUACAUCCUGGCGUGGAUCUCCUUCGCCCUCACGUUCAUCUCCUCCAUCAUUUACUUUGUGCUACGCAAGAAGACUGCGUGAGAAAGACACUAGAGCUAUCUCCGACCAGCCCAAAACCUUUUGGCUGGAUCUACUCUUUCAGCUGAAAUCUGGUUUUAGUCACGGAUGGGUUGGUGUUUAUAUUUGCCUGUUUAGGACAUCAGAUUUGAGCUGCUAGGUUAUAUUCAGCUACAGAUAUAGCAGACCUGUUGGUCCUCUCAAAUACAUACUAGUGUUUAAUUGAGUCUGCUGUCAGGUGUUUUGGAUAUUUCUGCAGUAAAAGGCAUGCUCAAUCAAUCACACUUGUAUUUGAGUGCAUUUUCAACCCAGAGUUUGGGCUGGAUUUCUUGAGGGCAUCUAAAGAUUAAGAAUGUUUUUGUUGUUAACUUAACAAAAUGUGCCUUAAUGCGUAUAAGAUGCUAUGAUAAAUUAAGAUCUAUCAAUGUUUGUGGCUUAUAAGAAAAGCAGUUUGAAGAGUAAAUUCUGUCUUUUUUGUUGUAAUGUACAUUUACAUAUGGAUAUGAGGGGGCGAGUUUAUCGUUUUAGUAUGUUGUUUUGUUUUACUUCAUUGUUACCAAUUUUCGUUUCAUUUAUCUGCUCUGGUCUUACUUUAUGUGCCACUAAUAAAACAGAGUGUAACUACAACAUAAGGCACUGAUUUUCAAAGUACUUGGCAAAGUCUUUAAAAAGAAUCCAUUGAUAUGUCACCUGUUGUAGAUGUGCGUGUGAUCUAAUGAUACGACUAUGCAAUAAUAUGAAGUGGUAAAUCAAUAAUAUAAUACAUUUGAGUUUUUUUGUAAUCAUUUCUGAUUAGGGAAGACAACAAACUGGUUUUAGUGCAGAAGUACAAUUCCAAAUCAUAUACGUACUCAACACUGUAACGUCCGCCUGCCCAGAAACUUUUACACUACAUUCUUAUAUUGAAAUAUUUUUAAAAAGGAAGUCAGAGAAAUACAUUUUCUGUCACACUCAUCUAGUAUGUAUGAAACUUACCAUUUUAUAUGAUUUAACUAAUCAAAUAGCUUAUACAUCCAACCAUAUACCGGUAAUGUAACACACCAUCACAACCUGUCAUAUACUUUGUAGUCUAUGUCAAAUUCGCUCUGUUUCCUCCGAGUGUGACAGAAAGGCGACUGCCUCGACUCCUAAAAGCUGAGAUAUUAUGUGUAAAUAUGUUUUGUUUCUCAUAAUGCUUUGUGUCCAAUGCUGUUUUAUUUUUGCUACCGUUAUUUCUCAUUACAGAUGACGAUUUUUACAAUAUUAAAACUUGAUUUUCAACCAAUUACUGAAAUAA
Molecule: messenger RNA, 1908 nt
Organism: Morone saxatilis (striped sea-bass)
Lineage: Eukaryota; Metazoa; Chordata; Actinopteri; Moronidae
Product: epithelial membrane protein 2-like
Exons: 5
Coding region: 168-656 (162 amino acids)
Cellular component (GO): plasma membrane
Source: RefSeq, a predicted model, not a curated record